Capra hircus (goat) is the source of this 496-nucleotide messenger RNA. Its product is annotated as zinc finger protein 320-like. Bases 260 to 436 code for a protein of 58 amino acids. The transcript is spliced from 4 exons. Lineage: Eukaryota; Metazoa; Chordata; Mammalia; Artiodactyla; Bovidae. Gene Ontology annotation, biological process: regulation of DNA-templated transcription. The record is from RefSeq and is a predicted model, not a curated record.
GAGUCCGCGCGUGCGCAGCUGGCAACGGACCCGGAAGUGAAGAUCGCGGAGGGAAGGUCAUAUUGCGGCGCGUUGUUUCUUGUUUUUCGUGUAAAUUUGCGCCUCACAGCCGCGCGCCCAACCCUUCCUCAGGGUGUGGGAGUAACUAGGGACCUGAAAAUCACCGCACCUACCCCUCUGUGCCCCGAUUGACCUUGAAAGAUUCACCUCUGAGGAAGAAAUCCAGAGGAGGCAGAAGAGGAAAGAAAAGAGGUCAAGAAUGGCUCUUUCUCAGGGACAUUUGACCUUUAAGGAUGUGGCCAUCAAAUUCUCUCAGGAGGAGUGGGAAUGCCUGGACCCUGCUCAGAGGACCCUGUAUAGGGACGUGAUGCUGGAGACCUACAGGAACCUGCUCUCUGUGGAUAACACAGUGGUUUCCACACUAGGAGGAAUUUGAUGAAGUGGGGAAACUGAAGAACCACUGCUGACUGACUUCUCAAGUUGAGCGCCUCCAAAC